Messenger RNA from Frankliniella occidentalis (western flower thrips), 2272 nucleotides. RefSeq names its product alkaline phosphatase, tissue-nonspecific isozyme-like. Gene Ontology annotation, biological process: dephosphorylation. Bases 23 to 2272 code for a protein of 749 amino acids. Gene Ontology annotation, molecular function: alkaline phosphatase activity. The transcript is spliced from 11 exons. NCBI's taxonomy places the organism in Eukaryota, Metazoa, Arthropoda, Insecta, Thysanoptera, Thripidae. The record is from RefSeq and is a predicted model, not a curated record.
CCCGGGGAGCCCACUGUUCGCCAUGGGCGUCGUGGUGCUGGUGGCGUACGCCGUCGGCUGGGCCAUGUUCUACCACCUCGACCUGCCGCCCACGGUGGGCAUGAUCAGCGUCGCCCUGGUGUACCGCAACGUGCCGCUCUGCUGGGACGCCACGGACCACCUGGACCACUCCGUCAUGUCGGCCGCCAAGUCGCUCUUCUUCACCAUCAGCAUCGUCAAGGCCGGGCUCUACUUCGACGGCGCCGUCUUCCACAACUACGGCCUCACCAUCGUCCUGUUGGGCGUCUUCCCCUGCGUGUGCGAGUCGCUGUUCGUGAGCGCCAUGGUCAAGUACCUGCUCGAGGUGCCCAAGCUGUGGGCGCUGACCCUCGGCUUCAUCUGGGGCGGCGUGUCCCCCGUGCUGCUGUCGCUGUGCCUCGUGUCGCUGGCCAACCAGGGCUACGGCACCAAGACGGGCAUCCUGUCCAUCCUCCUGGCGGCCGGCACCGUGGACAACACGCUGGUCAUCGUCAUCUUCGACAUGCUCAACGAGUCCAUGGCGCUGUCGGACGAUGCGAGCAUGUGGCGCCCGCUUUUGCUGCUCGGCCCCGUCCUGCUGCUGCUGCUGCUGGUCGUGCUGCCCUGCGCGCCCGCCCGCUCCGAGAAGGUCAAAGACCGCACUUUCUGGUACGCCGAGGCGCGGGCGCGGCUGCGCCAGCGGCUGCACUCGGGCUCCGCCUCGCUGCCGCGGCCCCUGCCGCACGCUCGCAACGUGAUCCUGCUCGUGGGCGACGGCAUGGGGCUGGCCACCGUCACGGCCGCCAGGAUCCUGCGCGGCCAGCGCCAGGGCCGCCUCGGCGAGGAGGCCGAGCUCGCCUGGGACAACUUCCCCACCGUCGGGCUCGUCAAGACGUACAACGCCGACGCGCAGGUGGGCGAGUCUUCGGCCUGCGCCACCGCCCUCAUGUGCGGCGUGAAGGCCAACUUCGAGACGGUGGGGAUGGACGCCCGCGGCCGCUUCGAGAACUGCGCCACCACGCACAACUCCAGGUCACCGUCGCUGCUCAGCUGGGCGCAGCAGGACGGCAAGGCGACGGGGGUGGUGACCACGACGCGGCUGACGCACGCCACGCCGGCGGCGCUGUACGCGCACGCCGCCUCGCGCUACUGGGAGGACGACGGCAAGGUGCCGCCGAGCAGCCGGCGGGUGUGCAAGGACAUCGCCAGGCAGCUCGUCGAGGAGGAGCCCGGGUACAACCUCAACGUGGCGCUGGGCGGCGGACGGCGCCACUUCAUGGCCAAGACGGCCAAGGACCCCGAGGCGCCGCACGAGGAGGGCCGGCGGCUGGACGGCCGCGACCUGGUGGACGAGUGGCUCAAGGACAAGUCGCGGCGCGGGCUGCGCGCGCAGUACGCGUGGAACAAGUCGCAGCUGCAGGCGGCCAGCGCCGCCCCGGGGCUCACGCACCUGCUCGGCCUCUUCUCCUACUCGCACAUGGACUUCGAGGCGGACCGGGACGCCGGGCCCGACGGCGACCCCUCGCUCGCCGACAUGACGCGGGCCGCCCUGGCCGUGCUCAUGCGCAACCCCCGCGGCUUUUUCCUCUUCAUCGAGGGAGGGCGCAUCGACCACGCGCACCACUACAACAACGCCUACCGCGCGCUGGACGAGACCCUGGCGCUCGAGUCGGCGCUGCUGGCCGCCAUGGAGCUGGUGGACAUCACUGAGACGCUCAUCGUGCUCACGGCCGACCACUCGCACGUCCUCACGCUGGGCGGGCUGGCCACGCCCAGGGGCAACCCCAUCCUGGGCGUCGACUCCAAGGUGUCGGACGUGGACGGCAUGGCCUACUCCACGCUGCUCUACGGCAACGGGCCCGGCUACAGCGUGCCGCGCGCCGUGCCCCCCAACCGCACCCGGGCGCAGCCGGGGCCCAUGGGGCUGGGGCUCGCCGGCCACCCGAGCAUGCAAACUCAUCAGAUGUCCCAGCAACAAGUGCCGCCACAGCAACAGUUGCACAAUCAGCAAUUGCCUCCGCAGCAACCACAGCACCAUCACCAGUAUCAAAACAUGAGCUGGAACAGUAACACCCCAAAGGCCCCUGUGGACUCUUGGGGUUCUUGGCAUAAUCAACCACAGGCACCUCCAUCAACUAAUAAUGCAGCACAGGUUAAAACCAAAAAACAAAUAAAUGACCUCUGUUUAUGUUUUGAAUUUGUAACUAUACUUCAUACGACUAUUCUCAUCAGCCUGUCCAUCCUGCACUCGACCGCAUGGUACCAGGUCAAGUAA